Molecule: messenger RNA, 1188 nt
Organism: Microthlaspi erraticum
Lineage: Eukaryota; Viridiplantae; Streptophyta; Magnoliopsida; Brassicales; Brassicaceae
Source: the annotation of a GenBank genome assembly
AUGGAUGUCAUGGAAGCACUCUUCAGGCCUGUGAUAGAUUACUACAAAAUGUAUUAUAAUCGACAACCAAUGGGAGCUGAAUGGGGUUUAGGAUGGAGCAACAUAAAAACAAGAAUUUAUAACUAUCCAAGAGAUUGCUUACAUCUUUUGAGGAUGCGUAUAGAGGUCUUUACACGUCUAUGUGAGACAUUGCACACAGAUUUUGGAGUGAGAAACACAAAAAACAUAUCGGUAGAAGAAACAGUGGCAAUGUUUCUUGUUAUAUGUGGUCAUAACAUGACACAACACUCGGUUGGGCUCUUAUUUGGACGCGCACAAGAAACAGUUGGACGCAAAUUUCAAGAAUGUCUUAAAGCAUGCAGAAAACUAUCUGGUAGAUUACUUAAGAAGCAGUCUCCUGAGCAGCUCCGACAAGUACCUCGAGGUUUACGAGAUAAUACUCAAUAUUGGCCUUAUUUUAAUGGUUUUAUUGGAGCAAUGGAUGGCACUCAUUGUACGGUUAUGGUAGCUGGUGGCGAGGCAGCUCGAUUUUAUAACAGGCAUUCACAAACAAGCAUUAAUGUUUUGGCGAUAUGCAACUAUGAUAUGUUAUUCACUUACAUAUUUGUAGGAUGUCCUGGAUCCGUACAUGACGCUAGAGUUUUGUCUUAUGCAAUGGAGCGUGAUUCAACUUUUCCAAUUCCUCCGCCAUCCAAGUAUUAUCUCGUAGAUUCCGGUUACGCUAAUACAAGAGGAUAUUUAGCUCCAUUUAGAGGUCAUAGGUAUCAUUUGCCACAUUUUCAAGUUGGCUCCCCACCGAGAGGUGAAGAAGAGUUGUUUAAUCGGUGGCAUUCUUCACUCCGCUCAGUGAUUGAACGAACAUUUGGAGUUUGGAAGAAAAAAUGGAGGAUUUUAUCAGAGUUUCCCAGAUAUGGGGUCGAAAUUCAAAACAAUAUUAUCAUAAGCACAGCUGGAUUGCAUAACUUCAUUCGUCUUUCUCAAAUUCAAGAUUUUGAUUUUGAUGAUGCGUAUAUUGACGCAAUACCACGAGAACAGUUUAAUAGUAAUGGAGAAGGUGAAGAAGGCGAAGAAGGUGGAGAAGGCGAAGAAGUAAUUUUUUUGCAAGAACAAGAGGAAACAACAGAUGGUGUCUAUAUGCAAACAAUACGAGAAGGAAUAAAACAACAAAUAUGGGAUGCUUUUCAUUAA